This is a messenger RNA of Betta splendens (Siamese fighting fish), 5252 nucleotides long. It is a transcript of the gene flii, whose product is annotated as FLII actin remodeling protein. Gene Ontology annotation, biological process: myofibril assembly; barbed-end actin filament capping; actin polymerization or depolymerization. NCBI's taxonomy places the organism in Eukaryota, Metazoa, Chordata, Actinopteri, Anabantiformes, Osphronemidae. The record is from RefSeq and is a predicted model, not a curated record. Gene Ontology annotation, cellular component: cytoplasm; nucleus; actin cytoskeleton. Gene Ontology annotation, molecular function: phosphatidylinositol-4,5-bisphosphate binding; actin filament binding.
ACCAGCAGAAGAAGAAGCGGCGCCUUCAGCCACAACCCUCCCCGGUUUCAGACCAAAAUAGACAGUUGGGGGCUGAGCAGCUGAUAUUUACCAGAAAUGGCUGCGACCGGAGUUCUUCCCUUUAUACGAGGGGUAGACCUCAGUGGAAACGACUUCAAAGGUGGGAACUUCCCAGAGCAUGUCAAAUGUAUGAGCAGCCUGCGAUGGCUGAAGCUCAACAGGACAGGACUGUGUUACCUCCCAGAGGAGCUGGCCUCUCUGCAGAAGCUGGAGCAUAUUUCAGUGAGUCACAACAGCCUGUCCACCUUAUAUGGGGAACUGCGCAACUUACCGAACCUACGGGCACUGGUAGCCAGAGCCAACAACCUGAAGAACUCUGGAGUCCCUGAUGACAUUUUUCAGCUUGACGACCUUUCUGUGCUGGACCUGAGCUACAAUCAGCUGACAGAGAUCCCCAGGGACCUGGAGAACAGCCGGAACAUGUUGGUGCUGAAUCUGAGCCACAACAGCAUUGAUUCCAUCCCCAACCAGCUGUUUAUCAAUCUGACAGACCUGCUGUAUCUGGACCUAAGCGACAACAAGCUUGACAGCUUGCCACCCCAGAUGAGACGCCUUGUGCACCUGCAGACUCUGAUUCUCAACAAUAACCCGCUGAUGCAUGCUCAGUUGCGACAGCUGCCAGCCAUGGUGGCACUAACGACUCUCCACCUGAGGAACACCCAGAGGACCCAGAGCAACAUGCCCACUAGCCUAGAGGGACUCUCACAUUUAGCAGAUGUUGAUCUUUCAUGCAACGACCUGACUCGGGUGCCAGAGUGUCUCUACUCACUGGGCAGUUUGAAGAGACUCAACCUUAGCAGUAAUCAGAUCACCGAACUCUCCCUCUGCAUUGACCAGUGGACCCAGCUCGAGACGCUCAACCUGAGCCGCAAUCAGCUGACUUCACUGCCUUCUGCCAUCUGUAAACUGUCGAAACUGAAGAAACUGUAUGUGAAUUCCAACAAACUGGACUUUGAUGGAGUUCCACCCGGAGUAGGCAAACUGUCCAACCUCAUGGAGUUCAUGGCCGCUAACAACAACCUGGAACUCAUCCCUGAAGGACUCUGCAGAUGUGGAAAGCUGAAAAAGUUAGUGCUGAAUAAAAACCGCCUGGUGACGCUGCCUGAGGCCAUUCAUUUCCUGACAGAUUUGGAGGUUCUUGAUGUGCGUGAGAACCCAAACCUGGUCAUGCCUCCUAAGCGUGACAGAGCUGCAGAGUGGUACAACAUCGACUUCUCUCUGCAGAAACCAGCUCCGCUGGCCGGGGCCUCACCCGCCACUGUAGCUGCUGCUGGAGGAGGAGCUAGCCCACGAGAUCACCUGGCGAGAAAGAUGAGGCUGAGGAGGCGGAAGGACUGUACUCAGGAUGAUCAGGCAAAGCAGGUGCUGAAGGGCAUGAGUGAUGUUGCACAGGAAAAAAAGAACAUGGAGGAGAAUGGGGAUUUGAAAUAUGGAGAUUUAAAAAUCCGAAAGUGGGACAAGAGUCUAGAGAAGCCUCAACUUGACUACUCUGAGUUCUUUUUGGAGGACGCGGGGCAGGUUGCAGGUGUAACAGUGUGGCAGAUCGAAAACUUCAUUCCCAUGCAGGUGGAUGAAACCUUCCAUGGCAAGUUCUAUGAGGCUGACUGCUACAUCGUUCUCAAGACCUUUCUGGAUGAUAACGGCGCUCUGAACUGGCAGAUCUAUUACUGGAUUGGUCAGGAGGCCACGCUGGACAAGAAGGCUGGCUCUGCCAUUCACGCCGUCAACCUGAGGAACUUCCUUGGAGCAGAGUGUCGGACAAUACGGGAAGAGAUGGGCGAUGAGAGCGAGGAGUUCAGUGCUGUUUUCAACAAUGAAAUCUCGUACAUUGAGGGAGGAACAGCCAGUGGGUUUUACACAGUGGAGGACACACACUAUUCUGUCAGGUUGUAUAGAGUUUAUGGCAAAAAAAACAUCAGACUGGAGUCUGUACCGGCGAAGGCCUGCUCCCUCGACCCUCGCUACGUCUUCUUGUUGGACACAGGACUGGAAAUCUUUGUCUGGAGAGGGGCCAACGCUACGCUCAGCGGCACCACAAAGGCUCGGUUAUUUGCAGAAAAGAUUAAUAAGAAUGAACGUAAGGGGAAGGCUGAGAUUACAACCCUCAUGCAGAACCAGGAGCCUCCAGAAUUCUGGGAGGUACUGGGAGGACAACCGGAGGAGAUCAAGAAGCAUGUACCAGAUGACUUCUCCCCCAUCAGACCUAAACUGUACAAGGUGGGCUUGGGCCUGGGCUACCUGGAGCUGCCUCAAAUCAACUACAAGCUGUCCGUGGAGCACAAAGACCAUAAGGUCAAACUGGACACUUUGCCAGAGCUCAGACUGCUGCAGUCUCUGCUGGACACAAAGGGUGUGUACGUCCUGGACUGUUGGUCUGACGUCUUCAUCUGGAUUGGGAGGAAGUCUCCGCGUCUUGUCAGAGCCGCUGCCUUAAAACUGGGCCAGGAGAUCUGCUCCAUGCUGCACCGGCCCAAACACGCAUGCGUGACCCGCAACCUGGAGGGCACAGAGUGCCAGGUGUUUAAGUCCAAGUUUAAGAACUGGGAUGACGUGUUGAAGGUGGACUACACCAGAGCAGCUGAGACUGUACAGCAGACCGACAGUCUACAGGGCAAGGUCAAGAAGGACGCAGAGCAAAAGGACCAGAUGAAAGCUGACCUCACAGCUCUGUUUCUGGCCAGGCAGCCAGCCAUGCCGCUCACCGAGGCUGAGCAGCUGAUGGAGGAGUGGAAUGAGGACCUGGAUGGUAUGGAAGGAUUCGUGCUGGAGGGAAAGAAGUUCGCUCGUCUGCCAGAGGAGGAGUUUGGCCACUUCUUCACACAGGACUGCUAUGUUUUCCUCUGCAGAUACUGGGAGCCUGUUGAAUAUGAGGAUGAGGAGGACAAGGUGAAGGAGAAGAAGCAAGGCAACGGUGGUCAUCCUCCAGGAGACGAGGACGAGGAGGACAAACAGCCAGAGGAGGACUUCCAGUGUGUGGUGUACUUCUGGCAGGGCAGGCAGGCCUCCAACAUGGGCUGGCUCACCUUCACCUUCUCCCUGCAGAAGAAGUUUGAAAGUCUCUUUCCCGGAAAACUGAAGGUGGUGCGUAUGACCCAGCAGCAGGAGAACCUCAAGUUCCUGUCUCAUUUCAAGAGGAAGUUCAUCAUUCAUAAAGGGAAGAGGAAACAGAACACAGACUCUGCCCAGCCCUCGCUCUACCAUAUACGCACCAACGGCAGCGCGCUCUGCACCAGGACCAUCCAGAUUGGAACAGACUCGAGCAACCUCAACUCAGAGUUCUGCUUCAUACUCAAGGUACCAUUCGAGAGCACAGACAAUCAGGGCAUUGUUUACACCUGGGUAGGCAGAGCUGCUGACCCGGACGAAGCCAAACUGGCCGAGGACGUCAUGAAUAGUAUGUUUGAUGACACGUACAGCAAACAGGUGAUUAAUGAAGGGGAGGAGCCAGAGAACUUUUUCUGGGUGGGGAUCGGAUCUCAGAAGCCGUACGAUGAAGACGCAGACUACAUGAAACACGCUCGCCUCUUCAGAUGUUCGAAUGAGAAGGGUUAUUUCUCUGUGUCAGAGAAGUGCUCAGACUUCUGUCAGGACGACUUGGCUGAUGAUGACAUCAUGUUGCUGGACAAUGGAAAAGAGGUAUACAUGUGGGUCGGGACUCAGACCAGCCAGGUGGAGAUCAAGCUUAGUCUCAAAGCCUGCCAGGUGUACAUUCAGCACAUGCGCUCAAAGGAAGCAGAGCAGCCUCGGAAGCUGCGGCUGGUGCGGAAGGGAAACGAGCCCCACUGCUUCACACGCUGCUUCCACGCAUGGGGAGACUUUAAAACUCCCCCCUCAUAGACAAACACUUUACAAAUCACCAAUUUAUAUGCAAAUCAAUGAGACGAUUAUGUCUAUGCGUAACCCAGCCUUACAUGAGCUCUGGCCCUCCUUCCUGCUCAGCACAGACAAGUCAGCUUACAAAGUGAAAUCUGGACACAUCUUAGAUUAGGUCACAUUUCUGCCUUUGGAUCAAAGAGUAAAAUGUCACCUUAUGUCCAAGCCUUUUUUUUUUCCUUUUGUUGAAUGAAAUAUGCUUUGAAAUGAAAUAAUUCUGAGUCGUAUCAUGGCUUUAAAGAUAUCCAAAGGGAGCUCAGACCCUGACAUAUCCAUGAGUUUGGCUGCUUGUGUUGUAGUUUUCUGUGGUGGAGAACUACGACUACACUUCUCCGCGUUUAGUGCCAUUUUGCGCAGCUCACUUGAAGCAGUUGAAAGCAGACAUUACACUUUGUUUUCUAUUGUUGGGGGAUUCAAAUAAGUGGCACUAAUAGAUUUUCUGAGGAAUGUUAGUUCAUAUAUUUUUCGGUUGUGGACUCGACGCUGUGUUUUUACCCCCUUUCGCUUUUCUCUCCUUUGAAAAUCUCUCCUUUCCUUACAGUCUGUUCAGCGUCUGCUCUCAUUUCUCCCACGUGUCCACUGAUCAGACCGUUGAAAGACAAGUCAUUCAUGUCAAGUUGCUUUAAAUUGAAAUUUUGUUUUGUUUGAUUAUUUAGUCAAAUUUAUUUGGCCAAAGAUUUGAGAUGAUCUGGGACGUUGAAGCGUGAGACAGAUGCUUGUUUAUAGUUUAAAGGGCGAAGGUUUAAAUGUGCAAUCAGUAGAGUCCAGGAGAUACAGAGACCACACUGGUCCGCUGUUACAGCCCGUCAAAAUGUCUUGUGUUGUUUUUUUGUUUGUAUCUUCUUGGAGCUUCUAAGUUCUUCUUUUUUGCAUAAUCAUUUUUGAAAAAGCAAAUGCAUGUUUAAUUUUCAGAACUAAUUAUUUUAAAGGUGGAGUUAGACGUCGUUCUUAACAUGUUUUCUUUUUCAAAUGUGUUUAUUUUGGAAGAAGACUCUUAUCGGCCCGAUUUAAUGGGAAAGAAAGCUUGUGCAGCACAGAGACAUAUUUUAAUAUACAUUGACUUCUGCUUUCACUGAUCUCAGAUCAGUGGUGAGCUGAACAAUGCCUGCUUGCACUGGUCUGAGCACGAUAUCUGUGUUCCCUGAUGGCUGCAACCUCUGCAUUGUGUUUCUCUUUUCUGUCUUUGGGGGAACUCGUAUGGCUGUUGGUGACUUGCAAUCGUACACGUGUUUGUGUAUAUGAAUAUGUGCACAUGCUCAAGAUGUCACCUGCAGAUGCUUUAUUUAUGUAUUUUAUAUAAAAAUAAAACCUCACUUUCA